AUGAGAGAUUUCGAAGACAUCACUCAAGAGCUUGGCCUUCAAGAUCAUCCUUAUUUUGGGCCUUCAUUCACAUGGAGCAACAAGCAGCAUGAAACUUUUCUAGCAAGGAAACUUGAUAGGGUCUUGAUCAACCCCUAUUGGUUUAGUUCAUUUCAUCAAUCAUUUGUUGAAUUCACUACUCCAGGCAUCUCUGAUCAUUGCAUGGCCAUUGUUUGGCUUUCUAAAGAGAUUUCUUGUAAUAGAUCGAAGCCAUUUAAAUUCUUUAACUUUUGGACCAUUCACUCGAGCUUCAUGAACGAGGUUAAGCAAUCGUGGAACUUAAAUAAAGAUAGCUUCAGCGAUCUCUCGGCUCGAGUAAGACAAAAGGGACUUGAGUUGGAGCUUCAACAACUUCUUACUUUAAAAGGAGAGGAUGUUAUUGAAAAUGAGCAAAUCUUACAAUCUGAGCUAAGCACUCUUGAAGAUGAAGAAGUAAUGUUUCUCAAACAAAAAGCCAAAGUGCAGUGGCUUAAGGAAGGAGAUAAAUGUUCUAAAUUCUUCUACUCGCGGGUUGUAAUUAAGAAUAAAAGAGAUACCAUUCGGGUUCUUGUAAAUGAUCAAGGUAACAGACUUGAAACAUUUGAUGGAAUGACAGCUGAAGUAUCUUCUAGUCUUGUUAAGGAAGUAACCAAAGAAGAGAUCAAGGAAGCCAUUUUUAGCCAAGGAAACGAUAAAGCUCCUGGUCCUGACGACUUCACCCCUUUUUUUUCAAGAAAACAUGGCCUAUUAUUGGGAGCUAGAGGAAUAAGACAGGGCGACCCUUUUUCACCCUUCUUAUUUGUCCUUACCAUGAAUAUGUUAUCUAGAAUGCUCAACUUGGCAGCUACAAGAGGAAAUGUGGAUUCUAUAGUUGGAGUCAUUAGUGUUUUAGAUCAAUUCUAUGAUAUGUCUGGUCUCAAACUCAAUGCAUCCAAAAGUGAAUUUUUUGCUGCUGGAAUCUCUUCAAGAACUUUAGAUGAUAUUAAGCAGAUUUCUGGAUUCAAAUAUGGUAUCUUGCCAGUAAGGUACUUAGGAGUUCCAUUAGUCACUCGAAAGCUCUCCGAGAAGGAAUGCAAUAUUCUAAUUGAGAAAAUUAAAGCAAGACUUCAUCAUUGGGCAGAAAAAACUCUGAGUUAUACGGGCAAACUUGAACUCAUUCGUUCUGUUCUAUUCAAUAUGGCGAAUUAUUGGUGUAGUCAGCUAAUCCUUCCCCAAUCUAUCUUAAACAAGAUUGAUCAACUAUGUUCCCAGUUUUUCUGGAAAGGAACAAAUAAAGCUGCUUCUGGAGCUAGGAUAAGUUGGGAGAAAGUCUGUCAAUCAAAGUCAGAAAGGGGGAUAGGAAUUAAGAAUACUAAAUCCUGGAAUAAAACUUGUCUUUUGCACCUCAUUAGGAAAAUUAUCUCGGGUGAAGGCUCAUUAUGGGUUGUUUGGCUAAAAGAAUAUGUUUUGAAAGAGACAAACUUUUGGAACCUGCAAAUUCGACCUAAUACAAGCUGCUGUAUUCGACUAGCCGAGAGCUCCGCCCUAGAAAUCCUCCUCGAAGAUCCGCCUGGAGGGACUUGCACUGCAACCGCCGAUCAUGCUGACCACGCUGCCUGA
Molecule: messenger RNA, 1617 nt
Organism: Hibiscus syriacus
Lineage: Eukaryota; Viridiplantae; Streptophyta; Magnoliopsida; Malvales; Malvaceae
Exons: 6
Coding region: 1-1617 (538 amino acids)
Source: RefSeq, a predicted model, not a curated record